Messenger RNA from Necator americanus (New World hookworm), 1746 nucleotides. RefSeq lists its product as uncharacterized. The coding region runs from base 1 to 1746 and encodes 581 amino acids. Gene Ontology annotation, molecular function: GTPase activator activity. The record is from RefSeq and is a predicted model, not a curated record. Gene Ontology annotation, biological process: activation of GTPase activity. Lineage: Eukaryota; Metazoa; Nematoda; Chromadorea; Rhabditida; Ancylostomatidae. The transcript is spliced from 16 exons.
AUGGAGAAUUCAUCUCAGGAGCCAACCUGGAAUGAGUAUUCUUCUGUUCUGAGUGAUCAGCUCACUAUCGACAUCUUGAAGACAUUUUGUUUAAGAGGAGGUCUAAGAACCUCCAACCUUCGGUCCAUCGCUUGGAGGAUCCAUUUAAAGUGUUUGCCUAUCUCCAAAGUCGAAUGGGUUUCGGUAACAAGUCGUGCAAGGAAGUUAUAUGCUCACCUCAAGCAGAAAAACAUCCCUAAUCCGCAUGAUGAUCGAUUUUGUCAGGAUCCUCAAGUGAAUAAUCCUCUUGACCAGGCGGACCAUAAUCCAUGGCAACAAUACUUUGCAGACCAUGACCUCCGUGAUCUCAUAUCAAAAGAUGUUGGGAGAACCUUCCCAGAACUUGAAUUUUUUCAACAGGAACACAUUCGUCGAAUGAUGUGCGAUAUUUUGUUGAUAUAUGCUAAGGAGAAUUCGUUUGUAUCAUAUAAACAGGGAAUGCAUGAGAUUCUUGCUCCAUUGAUGUUUGUGUUGUAUUCAGACCAGCAAUCUUUUUGUCAUUGCGAUGAGAACGGAGGCCUGAAAAUGCUUUCAAAUGAGGAUCGCUCCAUCCUUUUCCAUGUCUACAACCCUGAAUACUUGGAAAGUGACAGCUAUGGGAUGUUUUGUGAAGUAAUGCUAGAGGUGGCGAAAUGGUAUGAAGACUCAUCAUCAACACCAUCACCAAAGCCUUCGAUCAACGAAUCCGGGCCCUUCAUGCGCGUCCAAGACGCCACUCCUACCUCUCACAUAAUGCGUGAGUUAGUCGCAAUUGGUGAACGACUUCAUUCUGUUGAUCCGAUGCUGGCAGAUCACUUAAACCACCUUGACAUUCCGCCCCAAUUAUAUGGGAUUCGAUGGUUACGGUUGUUGUUUGGUCGAGAGUUUGCCAUUCAUGAUCUCCUAUACAUUUGGGAUGUUCUUCUGUGUGACCGACCGAUAAACAGAAUGGUGGAAUGUAUUUUUGUAGCGAUGCUCGUUCAAAUACGACAUCUCUUGCUCCAAUCGGACUACGGUGGUUGUCUGCAAUACUUGAUGCGUUACCCGCCAAUUGUCGAUGUUACCACUUUUAUUCAACAGGCUUUGCACUUCAGGAAUCCAAAAAAAUAUCAACGACCAGCAACGUUGGGUGCACUGAGCAAUUUCUCCCACAUGACAGUCACCGGUGCCGACCAUCCGAAUCGUGGUCGUCAAGGUUUACCUGUGGCGAACGAAACUCCUCAUGAGGACACUCCAACUGGUCUGCGUAACAUUACGUCCACAAUGUUGUCGAAGGUCAAGAACUCAGUCCUUGAAAAACCGCAGGUUUCUGCGGCGUUAGGAGCUACUCCUCCUGCAACUCCAAAAAAAGUUAUGCAGAACGUCGUUAAUCAGGCACCGUCAUGGGAAAAGGAGCUUCAUUUAAUGGAAGAGCAAGUUGCGUGCCUACAAAUCCGUCUGAAUGAGAAAGAUAUUGUGUGCAAUGAAGCAGCAAGAAAUAUUGAAGCGUGCGUUGAACAACUACGCACAGAAGGCCUUUCUAUACCAACAUUAUGUUCGAAGUUAUUGGAGAUCAGUAGAAAUCUCACAACUGGUUCGGCUAAUGGAGUAGGUAUCCCCAUUGUAAACCGUCGCGUUGAUGGUGAAAUACUAGAAAGACGUUUCUCUACAAGUAAGGCUCCACCUCAGCCUCGUCAUAUUCAACGAGAGAACGAAAUGGUCGAUUUGAGAAUGCGACCAAUGAAAUAA